Molecule: messenger RNA, 5316 nt
Organism: Salvelinus fontinalis (brook trout)
Lineage: Eukaryota; Metazoa; Chordata; Actinopteri; Salmoniformes; Salmonidae
Product: GATA-binding factor 6-B-like
Exons: 8
Coding region: 165-1760 (531 amino acids)
Biological process (GO): negative regulation of transcription by RNA polymerase II; epithelial cell differentiation; positive regulation of transcription by RNA polymerase II
Cellular component (GO): nucleus
Molecular function (GO): zinc ion binding; DNA-binding transcription factor activity, RNA polymerase II-specific; RNA polymerase II cis-regulatory region sequence-specific DNA binding
Source: RefSeq, a predicted model, not a curated record
AAAACCUCAUCACGAGCGCAGUAACACUUUCAUUCCUAUCUUCCCCGAGACCAGCUACGACCCACACACUAUUGGAAACUUCAACGAGGGACGGAUGGCACAGAACUAGGCAGACAACACCCUCACGAUUUUCUAGUCCUACGGUGUAUGGAAAGUGAUCCUGGAUGGACCUGGGCGAAAACAUCUGGUCCAUGGUCAAGCGAGAAGUGUCCAGCAGCCCAGGGUCACCGGCUGAACAGAGCUACUUACACAGCGGGCAGGGCAGGAGGGACAGCCACGCGCACGACUCGGAGGGGCUCAGGUCACCGCUGCCAAGCGAUCAAAUUGACACAGUGGGACACCGGCGCGCGGAAGGGCCAGGCAGAUCAUCUCUACACUCCUACGUUCAGUUUGGACACGGUCACCAUCACAACAACACUGAGGACAUCACUCUGUUCACAGAUUUAGACCAGGGCAAUAAACUCAUCAUCUCCAGUGGAGCGCACCCGCACCACAAGGGCGGCCUUAUCGUUGACCCCAGCGACAUGUAUCAAACACUAGCCAUCGCGGCGGCCCACCAGAGCCAGGCGGGGUACGACUCGCCCUCUGGGGGCUAUAUGCACUCCAACCCCAAUUCUCCAGUGUAUGUACCGAGCUCCCGGGUGGGACCCAUGAUACCCAGCCUUCCUUAUUUGCAAGCCAGUGGGUCGUCUCAGCCCAGCCAUGCGGUCACCAGCCACUCAGUCUGGUCGCAGUCUACUCCGGAGAGUCCCUCCUACAGCACCGGGAGUCCUCAUACCUCCAACCGUUUCCACUACCCUCCAAGCCCGCCCAUGAACAACGGGGUUCCCAGGGAUAACGGCUACAGUAACCCGCUGAAUGUGAGCAGCCGAGACCAGUACGGUCUCUCACGCCCCCUCAGUGGAUCCUACACCAGCCCCUACUCCCAGUAUGUUGGACCACAGCUAUCCCAGUUGUCCUCGCCUUGGCCCGGAGGACCGUUUGAUAACACCAUGCUGCACACUUUGCAAAGCAGAGGUGCGCCCUUGACGAUUCGAGGACCUAACGGAGAUAUUCUCGACGACCUGGGGGAGAGCAGGGAAUGUGUCAACUGCGGCUCCAUCUCCACGCCGCUCUGGAGACGCGAUGGCACGGGCCACUUUCUCUGCAACGCCUGCGGCCUGUACAGCAAAAUGAAUGGACUCAGCCGGCCAUUAAUUAAACCACAGAAGCGGAUGUCAUCAUCCCGGCGAAUCGGCCUCUCCUGUGCCAACUGUCAGACGAGCACAACCACCUUGUGGCGCAGAAACGCAGAGGGAGAACCGGUGUGCAACGCAUGUGGGCUCUACACAAAAUUACAUGGAGUACCUCGGCCCCUUGCCAUGAAGAAAGAGGGAAUUCAGACGAGAAAAAGAAAACCUAAAACUUUGAACAAAACCAAGGGAUCCUCAGGGAAUAGUAAUUCAGUCGCCAUGACUCCGACGUCCACGUCUUCUUCCAACUCUGAAGACUCGAAGAACAGCUCUCCGAACACGCAGGUGCCAGGGGUGCCAUUAAUACAGGUAACGAGUGGAGGACAGAGGAGCCUCUUAAAGAAGAAGUUACAGGUUCAGUCCUCUGUACUGAGUGGCCCAGUGGAGGGCUCAGCUGGCUCUGGUGGCUCUGCCGUGGUCAAGUACCCAGGCCAGGACGGCCUCUACACCCGUGGGGGCCUCACCCAGUCUGCAGACAUAGCCGGCUCUGUCAGAGGGGAGCCCUGGUGCCCUAUGGCCCUGGCCUGAGUCACCGAGCUGGGGGACGGAACCCACCGCACUAGCCUCUCUCUCUCUCUCUGGAUGUCCUGCUGCUGAGUGGUGGAAGUAUUCAGUGCCUUCGAUGGCUCUGGGCCUGUUUCCUACUUCCCAGCUAACAACUGUUGGACAGAGACAGCCUUUUUGCCCCUUCACACCCCUGCAAGUUUGAAAUGUCUGUGGAAUAUUUGGGAUUGAUUUCCAGAAUGAUAUGGGAAAACCUUAGUGCCUUAACACAAAGGGAAAUAUGUGAGAGGGGAUGCCUUCUUGUUAGUCUGCAGUUGAAAUGCUUUCUGGACCGACCUGCUGUGUGUGUACUCAAUAUAUCUCUCUCUCUCUCAGACAUGGAGGUGGAUCAAAUGUUCUUUGUUGUUUGAAAUGAAGAAACCUGUACAUAAUGCUAUGGAUUCCCCCACUCAAGACAAAAGCGGUUAAUUGGAUAUUAGUGCUUGAUAAAAGCAAUAUCCCUACGAAGGACAUUUUUAUAAUAUUUUUUUUUGAAACUGGAAUCAAGCUAUCAAGUUACCAAGACAACCUUCCUGAAUCAAGAGAAAGUAUUUAUUAAUCUUCCAUUGUUUAAAACAUGAGUAUGAUUGUUAAAUAAAGAUAUGGACAUAGAGUAGAACUGAAAGAAAAACAUUUCUUAUGUCUUCAUUUUAAAUAUGAUUGUUCAUUUCUUUCUCUCUUGUUGAGUUAGUAGUUGUCAGUCAUUGCAAAUAUGUUUUUCCACUGAUAGCUCUUACUGUAGGCCUAUCUGACUGAAACUCUUAUGGUUUUAAACAGGGUAUCAAAGACUGUGACAUCCUAUGUCAGUCAAUUUUUGUUUUUAAUUAUUUACUAAAUUCUUAAAUAAUCAAAUCCUACAGAUGAAAUUAAAAUACUGUUAAUUUAUGGUACUAUUUUUGGAAGAAAUUGGUAGAAGCUGUUUUUUCUAAGGUGAGGAUAAAAAAUGUUUAGGACAUUUUCGCAAACUUUUUGACACAUGUACAACAGCUAGCUAAGUACUGUUUGAACAAAUGGCACCCAUAAUCAUUUUAUAGAUGCAUCUUUUUGUUACAAUACUAAACUGUAAAAGAGGACUGCUGCAAUAUUUUCUGUCUGCAACAAAGACUACCUAACUGAUAUAAACUGUAUACAUUUACUGUUGCAUACAUGCAUGGGAUUUUCAUGAUACAAUUUGACAGAAAUAAAAUGAAAAGGCUAAAUGGUAUUGAGGUCAACAUAUAUGAAUUUAAUGUCAAUACAUGGAGAAAUAGAGGUGUAAUUAAUAAAUUGCCCCUGAUAAGUUUUCAGUUGAUAAAAGAGGAAUGGCUGUUCUUACAGAUGUAGGAUCUUAAUUUGAGCCAGUUUGUUACAGCAGGGAAGUAAUCUUGCAGCAACUGGAAAUGUGAAUUAUUAUGUGGAUUAUAAUGAAUGGACAUUUUUGUAGGGGUUGAUACAUUUUUCGUUAGGGAAAAUCAUUUCUGAAAUGUUAAAGGGGAAAUUACAAACUUUAGAAGACUUUUUAAAACUCAAAUACACGACAAGUUUGCAUUUCCUGCUUUGCAGAACAUUCUCAGCAACAAAAGAGUGAUCAAAUUAAGAUCCUACAUCUGUACAACCUGUUGUGGACUAUGUCAUAAAACAACAUUUGUCAAUGAGAGGAAUGUCACACGUUGACUCCAUGGUGAUGAAACUGUAGUUUGAGAUGUAUUGGAGAUGUAUGGAGAAUAAUCUGAAAAGAGUGAAGUAUGCCAUUUAUGAUUCAGUAAUGUGAAAAGACGAUGUUAUAUAUGUAGCUUGAAAACAACCUUUCACAGCUUUCAAGACAUAAUGACCUUAUAUGACAAAUCACUGUUGAUUUUGGUCUGAUACAAUUUGCCCUUGUACUUUUACUCAAAAGGUCUACAGUACAUUUUCCUGACUUUCAACGUUCUAAGUAGAAUGAUGACUUUCCCAUUCAUUACACAGAUCUAACUGUACGUGUCCCUCUCCUCCAGUAGGGGUGUGAACGGCGUCUCGUUCGCCAGAACUCUAAGUAGAUCCAUUUUGAGGCCAAACAAAUUCCUCUAGCUCCCUGGGAAAUGUCCCUUUCAAUGGAAUGAAUCUGAUGAGUUAGUAGGUUAUUGUGAAACUGCCGUUUAAACUGCAUUUCAGUUUCACCAUCAGGGUUCUUCAUCUGAAUCAGGGCCUGGUAAUUGUUUUCUUUUCUGAACUUAUUUAUUUUUUGAAAUAUCAAGUUUAUUAAUAGAAUUGUUUUCCCAAAUUUUUUUGUUUGGAUAUUUGUAUUUCUUUGGUUGGUUGUUUUAUUCCUGAUAUAGUUUUUAAUGAUCUUAUUUAAAUCUCUGAAACAAUUUGUUCUGACGAUAUCAAUGUGGAUUUGGAAUAAUUGCUCCUGUCUUAGAAUAUUUGAAGAAAAUCAACACACUGUGGUUGUCAUUGUUGGUAGUGUAUACUGUGCCAAGGUUUGCAGCAAAUUGAAAUUGAAGGGUUUGAGUGCCAUCUUUAUGUGCUGUAAAGGUACAUAUAAUCAUUUUGAAGUUUUAAAGAGAAAUAUGUCAUGAGAAGCUGUUGGAAAGACAGUAGUAAUGGAUCCCUGAGGGAUUUGUAUCUCCAGACAGUUUUUCUAGUUGUUUUCUCAUUCCUUAUUAAAGUUAGCCAUUCCUCUUACACACAACAACAUUUUCCUUUAUAUGCACUCACUACAAAGGUUUCACCAGUGUCUUCAAUGUGUGUUUAAACCAAGCGUAUCCUUUCCACCUGCACAGAGUACCUGUCACCCUGUGAAGGAUAUGUAAGUGAAUAUAGCUUGGAAAAGAUACCGUUGGUAGACAACAAAUUUUAGAGAUGGCUAGAUUUAUCCCUGAGCUUUAGGUUAUCUGGCUGCACUUUGACAUAUUGAUGUUGGAGAGUUUAUGAGUGUCAGUGUAGCUAUGUUCAUACUGCGCUGUACUGCACAUCAACCAGGUACACCGUUUGGGGAUGAAUGUUGUUGAUUAUCAACAUUGUCAUUUCAAUUUUAUUACAAGAACAUAUCAAUUGGUUUGACCUAUGUGUCCCCUUGCAUGAUACUCGUUUGAUCAGACCAGUGUAGAUUGAAAAAAAUUCUAAUCCAUUAUUUUGAUUAUGUCACCAACUUUACACCGCUUGUAUUUUAUGCCCAAGGAGUUGGCGUGUCUGCAGGCUUCAUUUGCCCCCAGUCUUUGUUUAAAGUGUUGUUGUUAAGCAUCAUUCAUGUUAACAGAGACGACCUCACAUUAACAUUAAGGUAGGCUCUGCUGCAACCGAGACGAAUUACAAACCUUCCUUCAGAUAUGAAAAUCAAACCUAGAGUGAAACCUAAAAUAAGAACCAAAAUAUGUAUAGGUCUAUACAUUUAUGAAGUGGUCCCAGGCUGGUAAUGUCUUCAAGGUAUCCAUGAUACUUUAAGGGAGAAUUCACAACACAUUACAUCACUGAGGUCCUUCUCCCAUUUGUUACUCUUGCCUGAAUUCAUGUGCAAAAUAAUAAUAAAUAAAGGGGGCUUAUAUUUGUCGUGUUUCACACAUGUACAAGCAUUAUACACGUG